AUGUUGACCAAGUCGCUGAUUAUCUUGGCUGUCGCCUUUGGUCUGUCCCAAGCCCAAAUGGUCAAACAAUGUACAUGUUCUGAGGUUGAGCCAUGUAAAAAGGGCUACGUAGACUCGGUCAUUCCUUGCGCUGACUCUUGUCAAGUAAGUUUUUCAAAUUUCAUUACAGCUGUACUUUUCGUUUUAAAAUUUAAAAUUUUGAGACAUAAUUUAGACAAUGAUAAGCUUUAUUUUUAAUGAAUUUUACUCCUUGAGCUUUUAAAACAGCUGAUUUAUGACAUUUUUUUCGAAACCCUAAAAAAAUGGUGAUUCUUACAAUUUUGUCUAAUUUUAGUCAUAACUGCCAUUUUGAAAACACACAUGCAAUAACUUUCGAAUUUUUAAAUAAAAUCUCAUCCUUACCCUUUAUAGGAACACGCCGCCGCCCUCGGAGCCAACUACCAACAACUCCGCCAAUGCUUGAUGCAAAAAGAGCCUAUGCUUCGCGCGGCCAUGUCAUGUACCGAAGGCAACCUCCGCGACGCUUGUGCAGCCUCUCCAGGCCAAAUGGUGCCCAAACGUUACCCAGAAACCCUGAAGAUCGCCGCCAUGAGCGAGAUCAACAGAAUGCUGUCUCGUGCCGGCAUCGCUUCCCAAGCCAAGGGAUUGUUGUCGCAAGGCAAGAAGUUGUACGGAUGUAUGAAGACCUGCAUGGACAAGAAGUCCGGCCAAUGUGCCAAGAAGUUGGGCUGCGGAUUGAAGCUGCCAUCCGACUCUCAAUUGGUCCAACAAGCCAAGCAAUGUGCCAUCCAGUCCGGCUUCAACACCCAAUCUGUCCAACAAUUGUGUCACUGCGCCCAGCAAUCUGGAAUCGGGGCUUUGAACGGACUCUGCGAGAAAAUCGUGAUCUCUUAA
Messenger RNA from Bursaphelenchus okinawaensis, 894 nucleotides. The record is from the annotation of a GenBank genome assembly. NCBI's taxonomy places the organism in Eukaryota, Metazoa, Nematoda, Chromadorea, Rhabditida, Aphelenchoididae.